CACUUACUAAUCAAACUUAUUUGGAUAAUUACAAAAUGACUAACAAAAUUAAGAAUAUAUGUAUGAAUAAUAAACCACCCAUAAAAUACAACAAAACUUGGCUAUAUUUAUAUUUUUCUAAAGAUUAAUAACUAAAUAGUUAAUUAGACGAAAAUAGUAAGUUUUGAAGGUAAAGUAUGAACGAAAUUCGAAUGUUAAAGCCACGUAACAAGUGUGGGCCAUCCAUAAUGAACUAUACAAAAAAUUUAAAAAAUCCAUUGUCACAGUCACCGCAACAAUGGCGGACUUGGCGCACUCGAAGUCCAUAUUCUGAUCCUACGGCCACCAUCUCAACAACACCACCAAAGUUUCUUCCUCUUUUCCUUCGCCUUCAAGUCUCCAUUCUCUUCUUAACUUUCGACUUUCAAUUCCCUCACAUAUUUAUUAUUCUGUCUCCUCUUCUCUCCAUUCUUUACGCGGUAGUGUAAUUAAGUGUGCGCGGAGGACUUGCCUAAUAUUCAUAAUUAUUUCAUGGAUUCGUAUUUCGGAAACACCGUGAUGAAGUUGGCUUUGAAGGAAGACCCUGAAGAGCAUCGUAUUGCAUUGUUUAUAUUGCUUCUCUGUGCUUGUAUUGUAAUUGGGCAUCUUCUUGAAAAAAGUCGUUGGAUAAAUGAAUCAGUCACUGCCAUUUUCAUUGGUCUUUUCACUGGAACUCUCAUCUUAGUAACCACCAAAGGCAGAAACUCACAUAUACUAGUGUUUAGUGAAGAACUUUUCUUCAUUUAUGUUCUUCCACCUAUAAUUUUUAAUGCCGGGUUUCAGGUGAAAAAGAAGCAGUUCUUUCGAAACUUUCUAAUGAUCAUGUUGUUUGGGGCUGUUGGUACUGUGAUCUCAUUUUUCAUCAUUUCACUUGGUUCGCUCCAUUUAUUCAAGAAGUUUGAUAUUGGCUUCCUAGACGUGGGUGAUUAUUUUGCCCUUGGAGCAAUCUUAUCAGCCACAGAUAGUGUUUGUACCUUGCAGGUGCUUAAUCAGGAUGAGACUCCUUUACUGUAUAGUCUAGUCUUCGGUGAAGGUGUGGUUAAUGAUGCUACUUCUGUCGUACUUUUCAAAGCAUUCCAGAGAUUCAACCUCUCUGACGUCACCUCUUCCAACGCCAUCCAGCUUCUUGGAAACUUUUUCUAUCUAUUUUUUACAAGCACCUUGCUGGGAGUGAUUGUUGGGCUGUCCAGUGCAUACAUCAUAAAGAAACUGUACUUUGGCAGGCACUCAACUGAUCGGGAGGUUGCUUUGAUGAUUUUGAUGCCUUACCUUUCGUAUAUGAUUGCUGAAUUGUGCUAUCUAAGUGGUAUUCUUACUAUGUUCUUUUGUGGGAUUGUCAUGUCUCAUUACACUUGGCAUAAUGUGACUGAAAGUUCACGAGUUACAACCAAGCAUACUUUUGCAACAUUGUCAUUUGUUUCCGAGAUUUUCAUCUUCUUAUAUGUUGGUAUGGAUGCCUUGGAUAUUGAGAAGUGGAAAGUUGUUGGCCAAAGGCCUUGGACAUCGGCUGGAGUGAGUCUAAUACUGCUUGGUUUAGUCCUUGUUGCGAGAGCAGCUUUUGUAUUUCCACUCUCUUUUAUAUCGAACUUGACUAGAAAGUCUCAAACUGACAAAGUUGGGUUUAAGCAGCAGGUUACAAUUUGGUGGGCUGGGCUCAUGAGAGGUGCUGUAUCUGUGGCCCUUGCUUAUAAUCAGUUUACAAGGUCAGGGCACACACAACUGCAAGGGAAUGCGAUCAUGAUUACUAGCACAAUCACAAUUGUUCUCAUCACUAAUGUGGUGUUUGGACUAUUAACACAACCUAUUGUGAGGCACAUGCUUUCACUGCAUGAUAAACAAAUAGAUGGCAUAAUGCUGGCAGAUUCUCCACUUAAGUCCCUGAAUGAUCCUCUUAUGCCUAGUGUUUAUGAUUCCGAAUCCGAUAUUGGAGGGACAAACAUUCCCCGACCUACCAGCUUGCGGAUGCUGUUGACAACUCCAACUCAUUCUGUCCAUUACUAUUGGCGGAUGUUCGAUGAUCGGUAUAUGCGACCUGUUUUUGGUGGAAGAGGUUUUGUACCUUUCAUCCCUGGUUCACCAACUGAACGGUAUAUCCAUUGAUGGCCAAAUUGUACAGAAAAGAGAACACAAGAAAUUUUGUAACACAGCCAUUCUUAGAAUAGAAGGAAAGCUUAGAUGUAGGCUGUAUAUAAGAACAACAGUUAGUGUCUUGUGUAUAUUCGUAGGACAAGCUAUAGGAUUGCGUAAGUAAAGCUUCUUUGGAACGAUCUUUUAAGAACACACACAUAUAUAUUUUGGUGCCUAAGAGUACCUUUUUAAACAAAUAUCGUAAAAAAUAGUGUUAUGCUAA
Molecule: messenger RNA, 2368 nt
Organism: Cucumis sativus (cucumber)
Lineage: Eukaryota; Viridiplantae; Streptophyta; Magnoliopsida; Cucurbitales; Cucurbitaceae
Product: sodium/hydrogen exchanger 2
Exons: 15
Coding region: 511-2118 (535 amino acids)
Biological process (GO): proton transmembrane transport; regulation of pH; sodium ion transport
Cellular component (GO): membrane
Molecular function (GO): sodium:proton antiporter activity
Source: RefSeq, a predicted model, not a curated record